GAUUUACCUUUUAUGAAAUGAAAAACAUUUACAUUUAAAUUUGUUUUAUUACAUCUGUCAGAUAAUCUGGUGUAUUAAAUAACCUUCAAACUAGUUUAUGUCUAGUUUUAUCUAACCUUAAUCUUUGAAAACAUAAUUAUUUGCAAGGGUAGUUCCGAAAUAGCUAUUUUCAAUGAUGAAUAAUUGAUAUCAAUAAAUGUGUUUCUUGUCCGUUAAAAUGGAAGUAAAAUUUAUUCUCGGAAGUUUUAUAACCAGCAAUAAAAAGUGUAAAUAAAGGAAAGAAACAAAAUGGUUUGGAGGAAAAUUAUUUUUACUUCUAUAUUAACUAUAUCCGUAUUACUUCAUUUAACAUCAGCACAACUAUCUACGAAUGAAACAUUACAUCACAUGACAGCAUGUGAUUUAAACAUCAAGUUAAACUGUGGACAGGACUCAAAGAUUGCUAUAAACUCGUUACAGUACGCCUAUAAUGUUAGCUGUGAUGCAACAUGUUGUACAUACGACAAGUCGCACUGCUUUGUUAAAGCCGAGAAAAACGACAUUCAAGAUGUAACUCGUGAUUGUUCUGGAAAGUCAUCCUGCAAUGUGAAUAAAACUACAGGAAGAACAGACUUCUCAACUUGUUCCAUAGGCGUUCAGGAUAUUUCAUAUGUUUAUUUAGAGUAUUACUGUAUACCAAGUGCACGAAUAAUGUCAGUAUGUUCUAAUGGACAACUGGAGGCGUCAGACGGCAAGCCCCUGUACCUAACCAGCCAGAAUUAUCCUGCUGUAACAACUGGAAGCACGUCCUGUUCAUGUUCCUUUGAAGUAUUCUCCUGUACAUCAAACAUAAAUAUGUAUACAAUUGAUGCUGACUUAUAUUUAGAUACGAGUAAUUGUGAGCAGAAUCUGAAUUUUCUCGACACGGACAAUAAUACCUUAUCAACGAUUGAUUGUGAUGAACUUUACAAUAACAACAUAGAAAGUAAAUUGUUAAAUAGUCACUACGUAAAGAUUGAUUUCAUCAACAACAGUACAUCAAACCAACAAGGCUUAUUUUUCGUCGGACUUGAUGCUUCAGGUACGGGUGAGCGCUAUCAGCUGACUUGCAGUUCCCAACCGGAAACAUGGUGUGCAGGAUGUGGUAUUCUUCUAAGUAUCGACAAUGGAAAUAUUACACUAAGCAAUGAGAACGAUUUUUCUUAUGAAGCAACAGCCGAGGUUACUUGUGAUUCCGGUUAUAAAACAGAUACACCAAAUAUAAGUUGUCAAGCUAAUGGAUCAUGGCCGAUUGCAAAGUGUACAGAAAAACCACCAUGUUCAGCAAAUGAGUGGAGAUGCGAUAAUGGAGAUUGUAUACUCGAGAGCCAAAAAUGUGACAAUUUUCCCAACUGCACUGAUGAAUCUGACGAACAGAUCUCGACUUGUCAAGAUCGAACUUGUCCGGAAGGUCUUGAGGCCUGUUACCAUUCUAAUGGAAGCCAUGUGUGUGUCGACAAAGGAACUGAGUGUGGCUGUGGUACUGUACCAUCAAUUGAAAAUGGGAUUGUUUCACUUGAUGGAAAUUCAUCAUUUGGGUCUGUAGCUGAUGUGACGUGCAAUGAAGGAUAUGCUCCGAGUAGUGCGAACAUUACUUGCUUAAUGACUGGUUCAUGGGAGAAUGUCUCUUGUACAGUUAAAGAUUGUGGACCACUACCAGAACUCAAUUUUGGACAAUACAAACUUGUUAAUGGAAGUAGCACAGUGUUUGGAUCUGUAGCGAAUGUGAUAUGUGAAUCUGGAUAUACUUCUGAUAAACUGGUUAUUACUUGCCAAUCAUCCGCAAAAUGGGAAACUGCUCUGUGCUCCAUUAAUGGUUGUGGUUCUGUACCGUCAAUUCAAAAUGGAAUUGUUUCACUUGAUGAAACUUCAAUUAUUGGGUCUGUAGCUAAUGUGACGUGUAAUGAAGGAUAUGAUCCGAGUAGUCCGACCAUCACUUGUCUAAUGACUGGUUCAUGGGAGACUGUUUCUUGUGUUGCUAAAGGUUGUGGCCCUGUACCAUCAAUUGAAAAUGGGAUUGUUUCACUUGAUGAAACUUCAAUUAUUGGGUCUGUAGCUAAUGUGACGUGCAAUAAAGGAUAUGAUCCGAGUAGUCCGACCAUCACAUGUCUAAUGACUGGUUCAUGGGAGACUGUUUUUUGUGCAGCUAAAGCACUUCAUCCAACGGAGAAGAAAGACACUGAAGUUGAUAUAAUCAUCAUUAUAGUCGUACUAGUUCUGUGCUUUAUCAUUCUACUCCAGCUUCUAGUUAUGUGUUACCUACAAUGUAAAAUACAUAAUAUAAGAAGACGUGCAAAUCGCGAAGAGUCUGAGGUCAGUAAGCGGAUAUUGAUGACUAUAUUAGGAAGUAUUCCAGUGGUCGGACUUAUACCAAUUUAUAUAACAUGGAAGAUGUUAAAGAUAACUGUUUACAAACUCACGCAAAUGAAAGAAAAAAGUCUGGAGGACAGUAAAGGUGCUUCUAAUCCUACGUAUGGUAACAAUAACAUGCCCAUAAAUAAAAACGCAGGUGAAUUCUCUCGUAUUCAUGACGCCAGUGAAAUCGAACUAGAACAGACAUCAGAACAGAAGACAGUACAAAAUAAUAUGGACGCUGCGAAAUGAAUCAGAAUCUACAAAAACUAUUCACCCUGAAACACCCACAAUGAGUGAUGGGUAAUCUUAUUGCAUAUAAUGUGUUUUGUUUCUUUAAUUUGGAUGAUUUAUUGUUAUAUAACAGGGUUUGUUUUCUUUAUCAGAAAUUCAUAAUUGAACAAAAUCUAAACACUCUAAACGAAUUUGAAUUAAAUUUAAUAUCUAUUUGUUA
This is a messenger RNA of Ruditapes philippinarum (Manila clam), 2824 nucleotides long. Its product is annotated as sushi, von Willebrand factor type A, EGF and pentraxin domain-containing protein 1-like. Lineage: Eukaryota; Metazoa; Mollusca; Bivalvia; Venerida; Veneridae. The transcript is spliced from 14 exons. The record is from RefSeq and is a predicted model, not a curated record. Bases 289 to 2622 code for a protein of 777 amino acids. Gene Ontology annotation, molecular function: protein binding.